Eptesicus fuscus (big brown bat) is the source of this 2398-nucleotide messenger RNA. RefSeq names its product transmembrane protein 71 (gene TMEM71). The transcript has 10 exons. The record is from RefSeq and is a predicted model, not a curated record. NCBI's taxonomy places the organism in Eukaryota, Metazoa, Chordata, Mammalia, Chiroptera, Vespertilionidae. Bases 337 to 1236 code for a protein of 299 amino acids.
GCAGGCUGCUUUUGAACGAAAACAAGAACGGUUCGAAGGCAGACUUUCCCAAGAACUACAUGCCCUUCUAGUUCUAGGAAACAGCCAAAGGAACUAGCAGCAGCCGAGGACGAAAUUCUGCCAACACCUGCCCCUGCCCCUGCACCGUGAGGGCCUCGCUGAGAAGGAGGGGGAAGGUGGGACUUCCCUCCCUCAAGCGACCUCUGCGUCUGUUGACAGUCCUGCGUUGGUGGCAGCUGAAGAGCCGCUACGUCCUGGAUUUCUCCGCUGAUCGUCCGGCUCGGGAGGCUUCGGCUUUCAAAAAUCUGUGAAGUCUGAACAAGCAGCCUUCCCAAGAUGUACCGAAUAUCUCCACUGAUGUCAACACCGGUGGCAAGUCAAUGUUCCUCCGGGUCCAAGAGAGAAUCUGCUGGAGAGCUGUCUCCCACGUGCAUUUUCCCAAGCUUUGCCUGUGAUUUCCUGGCUGGUGACAGUUCCUUUGGCUGCUGCUCCCUGGAUCCCCUGACAGGCUCCUACCUUCCCUGUCGCCGAAGUCCCAGGCUCCUCACCAAUGGCUACUACAUUUGGACAGAGGACAGUUUCCUCUGCGACAGAGAUGGCAACAUCACACUGAGCCCAUCCCAGACCAGUGUGAUGUACAAAGAGAACUCAGUUAGGGUAUUUAGGAAGAAAAAGAGAGCCCGCCGCUCCUUCUCUUCUCUCCUCCGCCUCGGGGCCCCUAGAUCCUGGCUGCAGGGAAGCAUCUUCGGGGAUGCCGACUCGUCCCCGGGCGAGGCCAUCUGGCUGGAGGGAGCCAGCAGGCUGGACGCGCACCCUUGCAGCGACAGUGGCGGUGAUUGUGACUGUGCGCCGACUGAUGACUGGGCGUCGGAGCGGCCGGAUGCACAGUCCGUGGCGGCCUCCUCCUCCGGCCACGUCACGCCUGAGACUCCCAGAAAAGACCCCCUCCGAGGGACCCUGCAGCCCCGGGGGACGGCUGCUGAGCAUCUCCAAGGGGGCAUUUUGGAUCAUUCAAAAACCAGUUUGUUGGGAGAGAUCUCCUUUCAAACAGUUCUGCUUGCUGCGUGCUUGGCCAUGUCUGCAUGUGCGAGGUGGCUCCUGGGAGGACUGCUAGCCGGUGUCUGCGCGUGCUCCUUGACCGUCACGAUUGCCUAUGUUGUCAAGUCCCUGCUGCUCAGCCUUGCCAGCUACUUCAAAGCCGGGCCCUGCGCUCGACGUAGGUUUGCCAAAAUCUGACGACCAUUCAGGCGUGCCUGUGAUGAAUGUCUUCAAUCUGAAUAUCCGGAAAUUGUCCCAUUUGCAGUCUGCUUGGAAUCAACUGCUUUACUGGAAGGGAGUGAGCGACUGGACACUCGGGAAAAACCAUUUUCAUUGGGUUAUGUGUGUGUGUUUUUUAAAAAAAAACCCUGUUUUGCCCUCGUGAAAUUGUACUGUGUUUGUGAAAACAAUAUUAAUUCAUCUUUCCGUCGCAAAUACUAGCCGUGGGAAAGGGAAGCACUGGGAAAGGUGGCAGAGGAGAGGCCACCCGGGUAAAUAUUGUCCUGUUAUUCCCUGAGGCCGUGGUGCUCACACGUGAAUUAUCAACAGGGGAUUCUACGGGGAGCUUGUGACAAUGCAGAUUCCCGGGCCUGCCCACACGGGCCCGCCCUCCGCUCAGCUGCCUUAGUUGAAUAGUGAAAGCAAGUUUACAGAACCAACACCAACAUGGACGUAAUUAAGUGCAGUUUAUACUUAAAAUCUAACGUAGAAAACGUCAGCAUUUUUCUUAAAGGAGUGGCUCAGGAUUGGGGGGUGACCGUGGAUGAUGGUUGACGGAAAAGGGGCAGGACAGAGCCAUUUUUUUGGAAGGUACAUUCUUCUUUUAACUUUUAUUUUUAAUGGAAUUUAUUGGGGUGACACUGGUUGAUAAGAUUAUAUAGGUUUUAGGUGUGCAAUUCUAUAAUACAUCAUCUGUAUAUAGUACUGUGUGUUCGCCACCCCAAGGUCAGGUUGGAAGGUAUAUUCUUAUUUUGAACCAUUUUUUUUUUUUUUUACCAAGUUUUCACCCUUCUUGGGGUUCCUGAGAACCUUUCACUAAAAUUGCUCUUACAAUAAAAACACAGAAAAACUGCUUUAGGGCAAAACAAAGGCCAAACCCCAGAGUGCUGGGAAAGAUGGAAAGAUGGUGCCGUUGCGAAACCAAUGAGGGUUGCCGACGCGCCUCUCCACCCCGCCUGCUUGGGGCAUGUUCCCAAAUGUGUCAGGCAGUUCACUUGUGUUCUAUAUGGAAUUCUCUGUCUAGAAACUUAUGUGGAGAAAUUUGUCUUUGCUUAAAAUGGUAAUGUCAAAAUAUCACUGUUAUGUCAUUUGUAUUUAGUGCAUUUGGGGUUGAAAAAUCCUAUAUAAUAAAGAGGUAAUA